Messenger RNA from Chlamydomonas reinhardtii, 2422 nucleotides. RefSeq lists its product as uncharacterized. Lineage: Eukaryota; Viridiplantae; Chlorophyta; Chlorophyceae; Chlamydomonadales; Chlamydomonadaceae. The record is from RefSeq and is a predicted model, not a curated record. Gene Ontology annotation, molecular function: mRNA binding. Bases 746 to 2107 code for a protein of 453 amino acids. The transcript has 10 exons.
ACGGCGCCACUGCGUCUGCCGCUUGCACGCGGUUUCGAGGUGUUCUUACGCAGGCACAGCGGACAUCGACACGCUUGACUUGUGUAGUAGGAGCUUUUAAAGAGAAGUGUUUGUAGCAGAACAGCGUGAGCAAGUGGGCUGUCACCCGCAGGCUCGCGCCCUGCUGCUUAUGCGUCGCUGCCACACGCCUCCCGCGCCCCAAACCGAUGUUGCGGUGUAGUAAUUGGUGCAAAUGGAUAUGUUUGGACAGGGCAGCUCAAGAGAACUUGCCGCAGCGGCCCAAGCUGCUGUGCCAAUUCCCUCGCCGUACCUUUUUUGUGGAAAAUGGCUCAGCAACGACCUUGUGCGUACUUCAAUCACUUAGUUCAAUACCCACGCAUUAUCGCCAUCCUAGUUCGUCUUAUUAGAACUUCUCGCACUUCGUCGACUCUGAGUAAGCGACGCUCUGCGCAUCCUGCAGCUCCGCUUGGCACGCUGCGACUACACCAUUGCAUUGAUAUCUGCUUUGGCAGCCUGAACUGCUGCAACGGACGCAUUUUAAGAGGCUCGCGCGCAAAUCGGCGCUCUUCUUCGGACCAGGCGUGCCUCGCUGGCAGCGGAGCCCUGUUAUAUAGAAACGGGUGACAAAGACACAGGCAUAGGGGGUGCUGCCCCUGACGUCGCGCAGUCACGACGCGUACCAGUACCAUUCCAGUAAGCAAGGCGCUGGAGCUGCUCGUUUGAGCAAUCUGCGACGCCGUCAGCCAUGUUUCCAACACCAGCUGCAGCCCCGGCGUACUCCGGGGAGCAGCCCCUGGGCGUGUAUGCGGUGCUCCCCGCAGCAGGAGUCGCUCUGUCGCCGACCGGUGAAGAAAUACGCACCAUCUUCGUAACGGGCUUCCCAGCCAAUGUUCAUGAGCGGGAGCUCCACAACCUCGUUUGCUUCCUGCCGGGCUAUGAGGCGUCACAGAUGAACCUUAAGAGCACGGCGGCGGGGACCUCGCCGCAGGGCUUUGCGCUGUUCGCCACUCCCGCCGCGGCACAGUCGGCGAUGCUGCUCCUGCACGACAUGCCAUUCGACGUCGACUGCCACCUUCGAUGCGAGAUGGCGCACAAGAACAUGUACCUCAAGUCUGACGACCCCACCAUCCGCCGAGCCGACGUGUCCCGCGGCCAGGGCGGACCCGUGGGCGCGGCGGGCUCGGGCGUGAUGGCGGGCGGCGCCGGCAUGGCGCCCAUGGCCAGCAUGAGCGGCGGCAUGGGCGGCAUGGGCGGCCCGGCGAUGGCGGUGGCGGCGCGGCCGCAGCCCGCAGCCACCCUGGUGGCGACGAUGGGCCCGCACGCCGGCAUGCCUGCCUACACCGCCAUGGCCCCCCACGCCGCCUUCACCACCGGGCCCCUGCUGGCCUCCACCCUAGCCGCCCUGAGGCCUGCCGGGCACGCCGUACACCACCACGGCGGCGGCGGCGGCGGCGCAACACUGCUGCCGCCGCCAGGGCAGGCCAGCGCUAUGGCCGCUAGCCACGCAGGCCUGAUCAACCCGACUCCGGUGGCCGGCUUUGGCCCCGUCACCAACAAGUUCGACAACCCGCCCUGCAACACGCUCUUCAUUGGCAACCUGGGCGACACGGUGGACGAGGGCGAGCUGACGGCGCUGUUCGCCUGCCAGCCCGGCUACAAGCAGCUCAAGCUGCUGAGGCACCCGCGCCAGGUCAGCUGCUUUGUGGAGUUUGGGGACGUGAACUCGGCGGCUGCGGUGCACAGCGCUCUGCAAGGCGCGCUGCUGACAUCAUCCGACCGGGGCCCGAUCCGGAUCCAGUUCUCAAAGAACCCGUACGGCAAGCGCAACCCGCAGAUGGGCGGCAUGGGGUACGGCAUGGGCAUGGGCAUGGGCGGCAGCCUUUCGGCUUCCAGCGCCUCUUCGUCUGCCGCGCUCUUCGGCGCCGCCGCCGCGGCGGCGGUUGGCGGCGGCGGCGGAGUCAUCACCAUGGGACACAUGCACCACGGCGGCGGCGGCGGCAUGGGUGGGAGCGCGAUGGCGAACGCGAUCAUGGCUGCUGGCGGCGGCGGCGGCAGCGGCGAGUUUGGCGGCUGGAGCCAGCAGUUCACGGGCGGCCUCAUGGGCUGAUCAGGCAACCGCCGGCUGGAGGAGGCGAGGGGCUGCGGGAGCCCAAGGGCCGCAGCGCCCCUAGCAACAGCAGCGGCUGUGGCGGCUGUAGCAGCAGCGGCUGGAUCGGCUGUAGCAGCAGCAGUGGCAGCUGCGGAGAAGUGAUGUGAUGAGACAUGCCGGGGGUGCGAGACCACGCGGUUGGUCGCACCUGGAUACUAGAAUCUAGCGACGCGUUGGCGGCGGCUUUGGAUCGUGUUACGCACAAUCCGGAGGGGGAGUUUGAGAUUGAGAUGAGCGGGGGGAGGGGGGGCGAACGGGGGAAGUGCUCUGCCA